This is a messenger RNA of Drosophila albomicans, 521 nucleotides long. Its product is annotated as heterogeneous nuclear ribonucleoprotein A0. Lineage: Eukaryota; Metazoa; Arthropoda; Insecta; Diptera; Drosophilidae. The record is from RefSeq and is a predicted model, not a curated record. Bases 96 to 521 code for a protein of 141 amino acids. The transcript has a single exon.
UAGGCAGCGAGUUGGCUGAGUUAUCAUCGUCGUGGUUUGUUACAAUUGCUGGAAAAGAAUUGAAAAAAAAAACAUACUCUGAGUAUUAUUUAAAUAUGCGUGGAAUGUGCUUGAACAUGCCGCUGGCAACGAUGUUGUUGUUGUUGUUUCUCUCGAUGCUGCUGCUGGGCACGCACUUGACUGAAGCGGCGGCUGUCAACGACGUCGACGUCGCUGCAGCAGCUGUUGACAAGGAUGUGGCACCAGCUGGUGGCGUUGUUAAAACGGAUCUGCUGUCAUUGGAGCAGGAAAUUGGCGGCAAUCCGGCGGCGACACAAGGCGCUCGACGAGCUCGUUUCUUGCUGGGAUUGGGAGUGGGAAUUGGACCAGGACUUGGACUGGGACUUGGACCUGGCUAUGGCUAUGGCUAUGGAGGAUAUGGUGCUGGCUAUGGCUGGGGUUAUCCUUCAUAUGGGGGCUACUAUGGCUCACCUUACUACGGCGCAGGAUAUUAUCCUUAUAAGCAAAUUAUUAUUGGCUGA